AGGCCGGACUCCUGCAUGACUCCGCCGGCGCCGCCUCGGGACUUCGUGUCGGUGCUGCUGAGCCCGCGGCAGGGCCUCGACGGCAGCCAGAGCCCGCGGUCGCGGUCGUGCUGGAGGAAAUGGAAGCAGCUGUCGAGAUUACAGCGGAAUGUGAUCCUCUUCCUCCUCGCGUUUCUGCUGCUCUGUGGGCUCCUGUCCUACAUCAGCGUGGCUGACCAGUGGACAGCCCCAGCUGGCAGGUCCGCAGAAGAGCACAAGAUGAGACCAGCAAAGCCACCCGUCUUGCCAGCUCCUCAGAAGGCAGAUGCUAAGGCAGAACACGUCCCGGGGGUCUUACCUCAGAAGCCUCCACGGCAUUUCCGACGGGGACCACCCAACCUGCAGAUUAGAGCCCCCGAUAAAGGCUCGAAGGACAUGAGGCAGGGUGACACGCAGAGGAGGGAAGAGGCUGAAGGUGGCGCUCGCCAGAAAGAAAACGCCCAGAGAACCUGGAGGGGAGCAGUGAUUGAGCCUGAGCAGGGCACCGAAGCCCCCUCCAGAAAGGCAGACGCCCCCACCGGGCCUGCCUUGCAGGCCACCAGGAUUCAGAAUCAACCAGGCUCCCCGAACGGGCGCCAGAAGGCCGUGAUAGAGGCCUUCCGCCAUGCCUGGACCGGAUACCGCAAGUUUGCCUGGGGCCACGACGAGCUGAAACCUGUGUCCAGGUCCUUCAGCGAGUGGUUUGGCCUCGGCCUCACUCUGAUCGACGCCCUGGACACCAUGUGGAUUUUGAACCUGAAAAAAGAAUUUAAAGAAGCCAGGACAUGGGUGUCCAAGAAGUUAGUGUUUCAGAAGGAUGUUGACGUCAACCUGUUUGAGAGCACCAUCCGCAUCCUUGGGGGGCUUCUGAGCGCCUACCACCUGUCUGGGGACCACCUCUUCCUGGAGAAAGCGGAAGAUUUUGGGAACCGGCUGCUGCCCGCCUUCCAAACGCCCUCCAAGAUUCCAUACUCUGAUGUGAACAUCGGCACUGGGGUUGCCCACCCGCCGCGCUGGACCUCGGACAGCACGGUGGCCGAGGUGACGAGCAUUCAGCUGGAGUUCCGAGAGCUCUCCCGUCUCACGGGAGUUAAGAAGUUUCAGGAGGCCGCAGAGGAGGUGACGAGGCACGUUCACUCCCUGUCCGGGAAGAAGGACGGGCUGGUACCCAUGUUCAUCAACACACACACUGGCCUCUUCACCCACACGGGAGUGUUCACCUUGGGCGCCAGGGCCGACAGCUACUACGAGUACCUGCUGAAACAGUGGAUCCAGGGCGGCAAGAAGGAGACGCAGUUACUGGAAGACUACAUUGCAGGCAUCGAGGGCAUCAAAAGGCACCUGCUGCACAAAUCUGAACCCAGGAAGCUCACCUUUGUGGGGGAACUCACCCACGGCCGCUUCAGUGCCAAGAUGGACCACCUGGUGUGCUUCCUGCCAGGCACACUGGCUCUGGGCGCCCACCACGGCCUGCCUGCCGAGCACAUGGAGCUGGCCCAGGCCCUGAUGGACACCUGCUACCAGAUGAACCGUCAGAUGGAGACAGGCCUGAGCCCCGAAAUCGUGCACUUCAACCUGUACCCCCAGACGACCCAAAAGGACGUGCAGGUCAAGCCGGCCGACAGGCACAACCUGUUGCGGCCCGAGACGGUGGAGAGUCUGUUCUACCUGUACCGCUUCACGGGGGACCGCAAGUACCAGGACUGGGGCUGGGAGAUCCUGCAGAGCUUCAACACGUACACGCGGGUCCCCUCGGGCGGCUUCUCUUCCAUCAGCAACGUCCAGGACCCCCGCAACCCCCAGCCCAGGGACAAGAUGGAGAGCUUCUUCUUGGGGGAGACACUCAAGUACCUGUAUCUGCUCUUCUCCGACGACCCGGACCUGCUCAGCCUGGACACCUACGUGUUCAACACCGAGGCUCACCCCCUGCCCAUCUGGGCCCCUGCCUAGGGCGGGAUGGCUCCCAAGUGGGCGCUGCCCGGGGGUCUGACGCGUCCUGUCAUGGAGGCCCCUGGGUAGAUCCAGCCUCCUUUGACCUUGGCCAUGUGGUGUCCACCCAGCUGGCUGGACGUGCUCCAGGCCUGGCUGCUGAUGGAGCCCGGUGUGUGACGGGGCCGGGGUGUCUGGGGCCUCGUGAGAUGCUUGGGGCAGCUGCUGGGCGCCAGGUGGUCCUCCACUGGCUCUGGACUCCUCGUCUGUGGCUCUCAUCAGGACACCAUCAGGAGCGAGUCUGAAGAAAUCCUUGCUGUGAUUCAGGUGGUAGCGUCCUUGGGGACGGCUCCUUCCUUCUUCCUGAGGAAACUCGAAUCAUGACUUAAACAUUCCUGAAAACUGAACGUCCUCCUGUCGGCCCAUGCAAGAGCUUCUUGGGGGUCCCAGGGCCUCUGGUUGCCUUCUGUGGCUGCCGUGGGUCCUCAGUGCCCACACUGUGUUCAGAGACAAGCUGAGAGGCCAGCCAGGAUGCAGCUCGGCCUUGGCAUCUGAGCCUGUUGAUGUGCCCUGACCCGAGGGUCUCUGGGGGGGGCAUCUGUGAUCUCAUGGUUGUUCUGGCUCCUGGCCGGCUGUGGUGUUUACACGUUGGACUCAGGGAUCCUCCCCCGACCCUGCAGGGGCUGGAAGGGCUAGUGGGCAAGUUCAUCCUGCUCCCAGGCCACCCCGAUAAAAUGGACUUUUCAUUCACAGUCAAAGUAUAUAUACUGUAACUGUGACAUUUCCCAUGUUGGUAAGUGGAUCUCUGUCACUGUGAAUCUUCUGGGUGUGAAUUGAGAGAAACCCUUUUUUGGGGGGUUACAACCUCAAAAUUCAGUCCACUGAGAUUCAAGUUUCUAUCCAGGAUGAUCCUUCCAUCUUCAAUCCUUAAGUUAAUAUACACCUACCACUUCCCUGUUGUCAUAUAAGGUAACAUUCACAGUUUGGGGAAUGGGCAGUGGACAUCUUAUUCAGCCUACCUCAAAGACAGACAAACAGCAAAGGUGGAGUAGCAUAUGAUGAAGAUUGGAGCAAAAGUUAAUGAAAUACAGAACUUAGGUAUAAAAUAACAGACCAGCAAAGGCAAAGGAGAGGAAAGAAUGUCAACAAUAUGGCAGAGAAGGCAGCUCCAAGCUCUUACUCCCCCCAUGGAAACAUCAAAAAACAAGCGGAACCACUACAACCAGCUUU
Equus caballus (horse) is the source of this 3177-nucleotide messenger RNA. Its product is annotated as endoplasmic reticulum mannosyl-oligosaccharide 1,2-alpha-mannosidase. Gene Ontology annotation, molecular function: calcium ion binding; mannosyl-oligosaccharide 1,2-alpha-mannosidase activity. The record is from RefSeq and is a predicted model, not a curated record. Lineage: Eukaryota; Metazoa; Chordata; Mammalia; Perissodactyla; Equidae. Gene Ontology annotation, biological process: carbohydrate metabolic process; mannose trimming involved in glycoprotein ERAD pathway. Gene Ontology annotation, cellular component: endoplasmic reticulum; membrane.